UACAGUGCAGAUUGCAGCGUGUCCACAGUGCAGUACAGUGCAGAUUGCAGCGUGUCCACAGUGCAGUGCAGUGCAGAUUGCAGCGUGUCCACAGUGCAGUGCAGUGCAGUGCAGAUUGCAGUGUGUCCCUGGAGAAGGCUUACAGUGUCUUCAUGCUGUUUGUGAUCUGGCUCUUCCGCCGAUACAACUCUUUGGCUCAGAAGAUGAUCGUGAGCCUGACAGUGGCUGCCUUCUUUGACAGCGUGGCCUACGUCAUGGGUGAAGACCACCCCGAGGGAGCCCUGUGCACCUUCCAGGCCUGGUGGCUUACCUACUUCGGGCCACCUCGGCCUGUGGACGGAGAUCACACGCUGCGUUUAACGUCCCUGAACAUAGAACUGACCCGAAAUGAACCCCGUCAGGCGCUUCCCCGCACCCGAUUCCACCGUGGCCCUCAACGCGUGGGGUGGCAGACUCCCGGCUUCCCGGGGACCGUCGGCAUUUCCGGGAACGCCUGGCGUCUCGAUCCUCCCGGGCAGAGAGAGACGCUGAAAAAUGCAGGGAUUCUUUCGCUCUGGGAUGCAGCUUUUAUUUGGGAUGACAGCAGUCUGAAAGAGCCGGGAUCAAUGCGGGGGAGGCAGAUGAAAAGACCAUACCAUGUCCUGGCCUGGGGGGUUCCUCUGCUGAUGUCCUGCCUGCCUCUCUUCACUGGGUACUACGGACCAGCUGGACCAUGGUGCUGGAUCACAGACAAUCACGUAGCCUGGAGAUUUGGGAUAUGGUACAUCCCACUCUUCUCGCUGAUUUUCCUGAUGAUCUGCUGCUACGUCCGCAUCAUCUACGUGGCUAACAAGAGGAUGCAGUCCUGGUUUGGGACGUUCAACCCGGACAGAGAGCGUCGGAAGGUGUCACUGGGCGAGGAGAUCAAGCCGUUGAAGUGGUACCCGUCAGUAUACCUGCUGGUCUCCCUAUUCCCCCUCAUCAACAGGAUCCAUAACGCCUUGUACCCCAGGACACCGGUGUUCUCACUGACGCUGAUGCACGUCUUCUCCGGCCCUCUGCACGGACUGGCCAAUGCCGUCGUCUUUGGCCUGGACCGCGACAUCUGGGGCCAGCUGAGCCUGACGGGCUUGCAGCUGGCCCUGCACUCUCGGCUCUGCGACCACACCCGGAUUGGCGAGUACCACCCGGGAUCGGUGCGCUACGCCCCCGCCGGGGAGCUGGAUCUCUCUGAUUCCGACGAAGACGACACCAAUGUGCUCUUCUACUCGCCGGACAUGGCUCUGAAGGACAGGGGACCAUGAGCCCUGCAUGGAGCUGAGCAGGACGACAGCCAGGCAGACACAGGAGACGACCUGUCAGGCUCCAUUAUUAAUUUCCAGCUCUUAAUAUUUAAUGUCAUAAAACUGCAGCUCCAUGCGCAGCCGGGAGCGAGCGGCGAGACACGGCGGACAAGCCCCUCGCGCCUCCCCAGCCCGGCAACCGGCUCCUCCGCUGUUCUUCCUUCAGCUCCCGUGAUUUAAGUUUGACUCCGUUCGCUGCCGUUUUCCACGGCUUUCAUGUUCCCAGUAUUUUCUAAGGAUGUGGUUCUUUUGCCGAUUCCAGCAUGCGGUGUUUUAAUCUUCGUAUUUAUGAAGCGUGUGUGCUAUGUGUAUUUUUUGUACGUGUCUAAGGCUUGAAAGGGGUGGGCAAUGAGGGGGGUCUCAGUGAAGUUCCCUUUGGCCGGCUGCCCCAUUGACUCCAUGCUGCGACUGGAACUGGACGUGCCCCCCUCCCAUAGCGCACCUGCCGGCUGAUUGGCAGACGUUUCAGGACGUCGUCGGGGGAACGGGAGGAGCCAAAGGGGGUCGGAGGACAUGUGACUGGCGGGUCACCUGCUGGGACAGCGAGCAGCGCUGCGGGGGCCUGACCCCGGAGCUGAAGCCACCACCGUCUUCACCUGCACAGUUAUUUUGUUGGCAAGCACUCCUGUGUUAUGGACGGCACCCCCUGUGUGGCUAUCUUGCGUCCAUCAUACAGUAAAGCACAUGGGUAUGAAAAACAAA
This is a messenger RNA of Paramormyrops kingsleyae, 2024 nucleotides long. The record is from RefSeq and is a predicted model, not a curated record. Lineage: Eukaryota; Metazoa; Chordata; Actinopteri; Osteoglossiformes; Mormyridae.